This is a messenger RNA of Thunnus maccoyii (southern bluefin tuna), 3044 nucleotides long. RefSeq names its product solute carrier family 6 member 13 (gene slc6a13). The record is from RefSeq and is a predicted model, not a curated record. Gene Ontology annotation, biological process: sodium ion transmembrane transport. The transcript is spliced from 15 exons. The coding region runs from base 42 to 1895 and encodes 617 amino acids. Gene Ontology annotation, cellular component: membrane. NCBI's taxonomy places the organism in Eukaryota, Metazoa, Chordata, Actinopteri, Scombriformes, Scombridae.
GGUGCCCCACUCUCUUCUGGCAACUGUCAUUGUACAACAUUAUGAAAGGACACACGGGCGACAUGGAGAACCAGUCCAAGGUGGAACCCUACAGCCGGCCCCUGGACAUUGUGCCCAGUACAGAGGAGAAGAUGACAGACAGGGGUCAGUGGGGCAACAAGCUAGAGUUUGUUCUAUCAGUGGCUGGAGAAAUUAUCGGCCUGGGGAAUGUCUGGCGUUUCCCCUAUCUUUGUUAUAAGAAUGGGGGAGGUGCCUUCUUCAUCCCAUAUCUCAUCUUCCUGUUUGCUUGUGGGAUCCCUGUCUUCUUCCUGGAGACGGCUCUGGGACAGUACACCAAUGAGGGAGGCAUUACCUGCUGGAGGAAGAUCUGCCCUUUGUUUGAAGGAGUUGGUUACGCUACCCAGGUGAUUGUUGCUCUGCUGAACAUCUACUACAUCAUUGUGUUAGCCUGGGCCAUCUUCUAUCUGUCCAACUCCUUUACCUGGGACCUGCCCUGGGCUUCCUGCAACAACACCUGGAACACAGAUUCUUGUAUGGCAUUUCAGAGGGGGAAUAGCUCCAUCAAUCACCAUGAGAACACCACCUCUCCUGUCAUUGAGUUCUGGGAACGCAGAGUGCUAAGAAUUUCUUCAGGUAUUGGUCACAUUGGCUCUUUGAACUGGGACCUAGUUAUCUGUUUAGCCGUUGCCUGGGUCAUCUGCUACUUCUGCAUCUGGAAGGGUGUCAAGUCCACUGGCAAGGUGGUUUACUUCACAGCCACGUUCCCUUAUGCUAUGCUGCUGGUCCUGCUGAUCAGAGGAGUCACCCUGCCAGGAGCCUCCAGGGGAAUCCACUUCUAUCUUUACCCCGACCUGGGACGGCUGUCUGAUCCACAGGUGUGGAUGGAUGCUGGAACUCAGAUUUUCUUCUCCUAUGCCAUCUGUCUCGGCUGUCUCACUGCUCUGGGAAGUUACAACAAAUAUAACAACAACUGCUACAGGGAUUGCCUGUCCCUCUGUUUCCUGAACAGUGGUACUAGUUUUAUCGCAGGCUUUGCCAUUUUCUCCAUCCUGGGCUUCAUGUCCUACGAGCAGAACAUACCUAUCUCAGAAGUGGCUGAAUCUGGUCCAGGUUUGGCCUUCAUAGCCUACCCCCGUGCUGUGUCCAUGAUGCCUUUCUCCCCUCUGUGGGCCUGCUGUUUCUUCAUUAUGAUUGUCUUUUUGGGACUGGACAGUCAAUUUGUGUGUGUGGAGAGCUUGGUGACAGCCAUGGUGGAUAUGUAUCCCUCCAUCUUUCGCCGUAAAAACCGCAGGGAGUUCUUCAUCUUGGGAGUGGCUGUGGUCUCCUUCCUCUUUGGGCUCAUCAUGCUGACAGAGGGAGGGAUGUACGUCUUCCAGCUUUUUGACUACUAUGCGGCCAGUGGGAUGUGCCUUCUCUUCGUGGCUAUUUUUGAGACUGUUUGCAUCGCUUGGAUUUAUGGUGCCGACCGUUUCUAUGACAACAUAGAGGAUAUGAUUGGCUAUCGCCCCAGCCCUGUCAUCAAAUACUGCUGGCUGUUUUUCACUCCUGCAACAUGUUUUGGAACCUUUGCCUUCGCCUUGAUCAAGUACUCACCUCUUAAGUACAACAAUGAAUAUGUGUACCCGUGGUGGGGCAAUGGGAUAGGCUGGGUCCUGGCCCUGUCCUCCAUGCUGUGUAUUCCUCUCUGGGUGGCAGUGAAACUGUACUACACGCCUGGAACGCUGAGAGAGCGCCUUGUUCUCCUGACCACUCCUUCCACUGAGUUACCGAAGACAAAACAAGAGCAGGAGAAGCUGCUGGCCAUCUUCGCCGCAGACGGCGACAGCCUUCAGCAGAAAGCACCUCCAACUAAGGACGGCUACUUCCCCGUUGAUGAAAAGGAGUCUCAUUGCUAGAGACCAGAGGGUUGGAAUCAGAGCCGUGUAGGAGUCAAAGGUCACUCCUCAGCUUUGACACUGUCUGGCCCCAUCCCAACUCCGUUUGCAAUACCUCACCAGACAAGGUGGCGAAACAGGCACAGACUGUAAGAGACACCUGACCUGUAACUACUGAUCUGUUGCUGGAGCUUUUUUUUCCUUUGUACAGUGCCUUCAACAUCCAGUAUGAUGGCAAAACCAUUCUUACUUCAAGAUUUACAUCCUUUUUAGGACAGUUGGUUACCAUCUCUUUUGCCAGUGGCAGAGUCACAUGUACAUAUGGAAAAUGUGGCCAUUGUUGUUACACAGUGGCUAAGAAUUUACAUUUGAUCGUGUCUGCUUUCUAAGGAAGCAUUUUUUUUCUGUUAUGGACAUCUCUAAUGUUCAGUUAGUCUGACCUGACAUUAUUUUACUGAUUCUAACAGCUGUCUGCUGUGAAUGGAGCGCAGGAGGAGUGCACAGAUGAUAAAAGCUUGCUUGAAUAAAACCAAUGUGUGUUUAAGUGUAAUGCACUUCUGUAAUGUACAGUAUACAGAGUACUUUAUGUAUUCAAUCUAUCAAUUCAAUUGUGUUGACAGCUCUGUUUUUACUGUAUAGUAGAGAAUUAUCAGCUCAGGAUGUGAAAAAUAUUAAUAAAAAAAAAUCUUUAUAAGCAUAUUAAUAACAAAUUAAAUGUUUGAGCAUGAUGUAAAUAAUUGGAUUUUAAAUUUACAAUUAGCUGAACUCACCACAACUCAACUUGAUUAAGCUUUUAUGUUGUUUAUUCAGAUGUAUGCUAUUAUGUUCAUUAAUUCAGUGUAUGUUUUUUUUAAAAUUUCCUUUGCUUUACUGAUCUUUGCAGAGUUGCAUGAAUAUUUUACAUGCUUUUUUUCAGUGUUCUGAUCGUUGACAUGAUUUUAAUUUAGUGCCAGUUUUGCCUUAUCUUAUUGAAUCUUAUGAAGUUAAAACAUAAAGUGCCUAAAGGAGACAGUUGUGCCACUUAGAUAGUACGCGCAGGGCACGCUAUAAUGGCUGAAGGGUUUCAUUCCAAAACGAUCAUCUCUCUCGUCAUCUUUGCUUCUGCUGUAUUAUAAUGAACAUAGGCCUGUGUUUCUUUAGAUGUUGGACUUAAUAAAUGAUCACUGAUUA